Molecule: messenger RNA, 3558 nt
Organism: Talaromyces amestolkiae
Lineage: Eukaryota; Fungi; Ascomycota; Eurotiomycetes; Eurotiales; Trichocomaceae
Exons: 6
Coding region: 1-3558 (1185 amino acids)
Biological process (GO): signal transduction; actin cytoskeleton organization
Cellular component (GO): cytoplasm
Source: RefSeq, a predicted model, not a curated record
AUGCCCGAACGAACUUUACCCGACAUUCUUAUGCCGGGCAAUGGCGGCUCUGCGAGUCCUCGUCCAUGGGGAAAUGGCGCAGGAUCCAACUCACAAAACAAUUCACCCAUAUCUCCUAUCGAAGGACACCUACCGUUCGAACGAGCCCCUCCAGGCGGGACUCCGUUAGCGAAUGCAGCCCCAGCACCUCCUGCGCCCACAUAUCAACCAGAGAACCGUGUCGGAAGAAAUCCCGCUGAGCCUGAGGGACAGGAGUCUGAUGAACAACGUGACGUCGCAGCACCAAGGGAAAGGUCUCGACCAAAUCGACGUACCUGCAAGAAGUGUGGUGAGCCUCUGACGGGACAAUUUGUGCGCGCGUUAAAUGGGACAUUUCAUUUGGAAUGCUUCAAAUGUCAUGACUGCGGAAAAGUCGUUGCUUCCAAAUUCUUCCCCGUCGACGCCGAAGACGGCAGCGGACAAUACCCAUUGUGUGAGACUGAUUACUUCCGCAGACUUAACCUCCUCUGCCAUGAGUGCGGUGGUGCUCUAAGAGGCUCCUACAUUACAGCUUUAGAUCGCAAAUAUCACAUUGAACAUUUCACAUGCUCCGUCUGUCCGACUGUCUUUGGUGCUCAAGACUCCUACUAUGAACAUGAGGGCAAUGUAUAUUGUCACUAUCACUAUUCGACCAGAUUCGCUCAGAGGUGUAACGGGUGUCAUACGGCGAUCCUCAAACAAUUCGUCGAAAUCUUUCGCAACGGCCAGAACCAACAUUGGCACCCGGAGUGCUACAUGAUCCAUAAAUUCUGGAACGUGAGACUGGCACCGGCUGGUCAACUUCUUGACAGUUCGACAUUGGAUGAUGAAGCAACAGAAGCUGACCGUGAAAAAAUCCGCAAACGAGAAGAACAGAUGGAAGAGAAGGUCUACAAAAUAUGGAGUAUAUUGUCCACAUUCGAAGAAUCUUCAGCUGCUUGUAUAUCCGAAAUGCUUCUACAUGUCAGCAAUGGGGCAUAUGUGGAUGGAGUUUUGGUUGCCAAGAGUUUUAUUUCACAUGUCGAAAUUCUUUUUGCAGCUAUCGAUAUGUUGGCAGCUUUAUUGAAGGAUCAGGGUCUGAAAGAUCUAUCUUACGCGCGCGAGGCAAAGUUGCUGUGCAAAAAAAUCGUUGCUUUCUUCUCGCUGCUAUCAAAGACACAAGAAACUGGAGUGAGGAAGCUUGGUGUCACACAAGAACUUCUGUCGCUGGUUACCGGUCUCGCCCAUUACCUCAAACUUCUUAUUCGAAUUGGCUUGCAAGGGGCUUUGAAGCUCGAGCGAGAAAAAGACACAGUCCAAGGCCUUUUUGGAUUUUUGAAUCAUCUUGAGCACAGCCUGCAAGGCCUCAAAGUCUCUGAAGAGGGACCUACAGAUCUCAUGGCAGGAGUCCCUGCCCUAGCAGAUCAAUACUCCGACUGCUGUACGGCAUGUCAAGAGCCUAUCGACGACGCGUGCAUCAUACUGGAUGAUAAGAGAUGGCACACCAAGCCCCCUCAUCUCGUUUGCAGUCAUUGCCAGAAGGAUCUAAUCGUCGAUCUUUCCGAGGCCGUGUGGAAUGACAAAGAUCAGCGCCCCUUUUGCAAUAACUGCGCUUUCAAUCUAGGACGAGCACCGGAUGCUCGAGCUGGAUUCAAGAACGUUACCAAGCUUGUCCAAUAUGUAUUCUUGUUGCAGGUCGCCCUUGCCAGGCUGCUCUCCGUAUUACGAUCAAGUGACGAUCCUAACCUCAACGACUACGAUGCAAACGAGGGUCAUCGCGUGGAAACUGGCGCUGGGUUGACAGCUAGAGCAGCAAAUACUCGCUCUCAGUCUUUUACGGGAGCUUCCAAGAGUGAAGAAUCUUCAUCUCUAGAGCAGACUGUUGGUGAGAUGCGUCGACUGAGGUCUAUUCGCAAUGAGAGAACGUUAUCUACCACUUACAAGAAAGCGCGAGCAUCGAGAAUCAUCGACGGUCCUCAAGGAAGCAGUGUGCGACCGGGAUCUUCGGGUGGCGAUGGAACCGAUCCUAGGAACCCUGGUUUCCAGAUUAUCGAAGAGAAAGACUCGAACGGAGAACCAGUGAAUGAGUUACAUUUUGGCGCUCAAGAUGCACUGACCUUGGACGAUAUUCCUCGUAUCGUAGCAGCUGAACAAGCCAAAGAGCAACGACCCAACGCGUCGAGAUAUGCUGGUACAAAUCUUGUCGGUGCAGACGAUUACCAAGCUAGGUUUGUUCCAGGCCAUCGACGAGAGGUUUCUGGCGGUCAAGACCAGAUGCCUAUUGACGCCACUGGAAUGAAGGCAAAGAAGUACUUUUCAGAGCUGUCGGCCCUCGAAUACUUUAUUGUCAGACAUGUUGCGGUGCUUUCCAUGGAGCCGCUCUUGGAAGGCCACUUCAAUCUGGAGGAGCUCCUCUCAUUGAUUGAGUCACGCAAACCUACUGUUUGGAAUUUGUUUGGUCGUGCAUUCAACAAGGAGGGAAAGAAGGUCGGCAAGAAAAAGGGCAUCUUCGGUGUCAGUCUGAAUAUUCUUGUCGAGAAAGAGGGCGCGGAAUCUACACAUGGCGUUGGUCCAGGUGCUUUACGAAUCCCUGUCCUCAUCGAUGAUGCUGUGUCGGCGAUGCGCCAAAUGGACAUGUCCGUUGAGGGAGUUUUCCGAAAGAACGGCAACAUUCGACGCUUGAAGGAGCUCGCUGAAUUGAUCGACAACAAAUACGAACAAGUCGACCUAAACCGGGAGAGUCCAGUUCAGGUGGCUGCUUUGGUGAAGAAAUUUCUUCGAGAGAUGCCAGAUCCUCUUUUGACAUUCAAACUCCACCGUCUUUUUGUUAUUUCACAGAAAAUUGCGGACCCCGAAAAACGAAAGCGUAUAUUACACUUGAGCUGCUGCUUACUUCCUAAAGCUCACCGGGACACCAUGGAGGUUCUCUUUGCUUUCCUUAGCUGGGCUGCUUCGUUUUCUCAUGUCGACGAAGAGUCGGGCAGUAAGAUGGACAUCCACAACUUGGCCACUGUCAUGACACCGAAUAUUCUAUAUCCAAAUACGAAGACGGCCAGCAUGGACGAGAGUUUCUUGGCCAUUGAGGCAGUUGCUUCACUAAUUGCAUACAACGACGUUAUGUGCGAGGUUCCCGAGGAUCUUCAAUCUAUUCUCAACGAUACCAGCUUCUUCAAGGACAGUGCCGACAUCACGACCAAAGAGAUUCUCAAGAGAUACGGCGACUUCGGCAAGGGUGUCGUUGCUCAACGAGUAACACCAAAUAUUGAGGGCAGCUCUGGAUCGACCCGUGGCAACAACACACCUGUCACUGCUCGCAUUGAGACUGAUCCUUCACAAGCGACAGCAUGGCAGAUGCAAAGCUCUGUACGACAUGUCCAAGCCCCCGGCGGACCGGCUUAUACAGCAAUGCCUAUCAAUAAUCAUGAGAAUGGCGCACCGGAACAAUACCGCGCUCGAAGUGCCAGUGCUGGCAGUCAGAGACAAGCUAUGCCGCAGUCUGAUGCGGAGCCUCUUCCAUAUCGUCCUCAUCCCGGUACAGGUCCAAUGGGUGUGGCUGGCUAG